AUGGCGGCCCCCACCACCAACGUUCCUAAAGGCUGUGGCCCCUCCGUGGGCUCCCUGUACUUCAACCUGUGUGACUUGACUGCAGUGUGGGGCAUCGUGGUGGAGUCACUGGCGGCUUUAGGUGUGGUGACGGCCUUCGUCCUCAUCGUCAUCCUCAUGGCCAGCCUUCCCUUCGUGACAGACAGGAAGAGGAAAGGUAUGGUGGCCCUGCAGGCCAGCUUUCUGGUCUUCACCCUUGGCCUCUUUGGCCUCUCUUUUGCCUUUGUCGUGGGCCGGGACUUCACAAGCUGCACCGCGCGCCGCUUCCUGUUUGGUGUACUGUUUGCCGGUGGUCUUGCCUGCCUCCUGAUGCAUGGGCUGUGGCUGGUGCUCCUGAACCGGCAGGGCCAGGGCCCCCAGGGCUGGAUGCUGUGUCUGGGGGCCCUGGCCUUUUGGCUGGUUGAGAUCAUCAUCAAUACAGAGUGGCUGAUCAUCACGGUGGAGAGGAGGCCAAUGACGGCCAGUGGCAGCCCUGACAUCAACUGCAGUAUCACCAACCAGGACUUUGUGAUGGCUUUGAUCUAUGUCAUGGCCCUGAUGCUGGGCGUGGUGCUGAUGGCCGUGCCCUCGCUCACACACAAACACAAGGCCUGGCGGCGGGACGGAGCCUUCAUCCUGGCCACCGGGGUCUGCUCCAUGGCCGUGUGGGUGGCCUGGAUCGUCAUGUACAUCUAUGGGAACCAGGUGGCCGGGGACCCCAGCUGGGACGACCCCACCCUGGCCAUUGCCCUGGUCAGCAAUGCCUGGGUGUUCUUGGUCCUAUACACCAUCCCAGAAAUCUGCUCCCUCACCAAGGAUCAGGAUGAGCAGCCCAGCGAGGGAGAACACAUUAUCUACCCGGUCAGGAGCUUGGUCUAUGAUAACAUUCUGAAGGAGCAGAACACUGCAGCAGCAGCAGCCCAUCAGAACAUGUACAUGGAGAACAAGGCCUUCUCCAUGGACGAACCCAACACAGCCAACAAGCCUGUAUCUCCAUACGGUGGUUAUAGUGGUCAGUUCCGCAGCUGUGUGUACCAGCCCACAGAACUAGCUCUAAUCACCAAGAGCCUGGCAAAUAGGGACCUGUCCCAUGAGACUGGCCUCCCCAGGGCCACGGCCCCCCCUCUAAACCAGAGCAGCAGCUCCCUGCCUCGCUCCCUAGUGCCCCUACCCACCACAGGACUGUCCCCAGCAGUCAGUCCCCUGGGUGUGUUUGUCAGGAUUGGACCCUGA
Molecule: messenger RNA, 1251 nt
Organism: Salvelinus namaycush (lake trout)
Lineage: Eukaryota; Metazoa; Chordata; Actinopteri; Salmoniformes; Salmonidae
Product: G-protein coupled receptor family C group 5 member C-like
Exons: 4
Coding region: 1-1251 (416 amino acids)
Biological process (GO): G protein-coupled receptor signaling pathway
Cellular component (GO): intracellular membrane-bounded organelle; extracellular exosome; plasma membrane
Molecular function (GO): protein kinase activator activity; G protein-coupled receptor activity
Source: RefSeq, a predicted model, not a curated record